Messenger RNA from Cladophialophora immunda, 1687 nucleotides. RefSeq lists its product as uncharacterized. The transcript is spliced from 2 exons. The coding region runs from base 1 to 1182 and encodes 393 amino acids. The record is from RefSeq and is a predicted model, not a curated record. NCBI's taxonomy places the organism in Eukaryota, Fungi, Ascomycota, Eurotiomycetes, Chaetothyriales, Herpotrichiellaceae.
AUGCCACCCAAGAAGCUGCCACCGAAGACGACGGCUCAGAAGCCGCAAACACGGACACAGCAGCAACAGCAACAGCCACAGCCACAGCCACAGCCACAGCCACAGCGAGAUAGUCAAAGUGCCCCAAAUCCCAAACUCAAACCCAAAGCCCACGAUGCAUCAUCACCUCCCACUCCUACCAGCAGCGAACCCGCCAUCCCCGAGCGCGAUCUGAAACAAAGCUCGUCCGUGAGCGCCCAGCUGGCCCUCGAAGCCGCAAAGAAGGCCUACGAGCUCCGACAAGCCGCGUAUGGCGCCGCCGACCCCAACGCCCGCGAAGAGAUCCUGGCCAAGGCCGUCAACAAGGAGAUCGAGGCCGAGUCCUUCGGCAAAGCUGCCAAGUACACCCGCUCAGGCGCGUUCCAGGGCCUCGCGGCCGGCGCGGGCCUCGGCGUCCAACCGGGCGUGACACUGGGGAAGUUGACCGGCGCGCUGGUCGGCGGCGUAGUGUCUUCGGCGGGCGCGUUGCUAGGGGGUGGCGUAGGCUCGGCGUACGGUGCCAUCAGUGGGCCGUUCUGGGAUCUGGGCCAGAUGGCCAGUCACGGCGUCAGGAGUAUCGUGGGCGACUUUCCGAACUGGGAGGCCACGUCGAGCCAGAAGAAGGCGCUGGAGAAGAUGGUGUUGCAAGCCCAGCAGACCAAGGCGCCAACCCAGGAGGAACUGGAGGUUAUGCAGAGCGAUGACGGGGGGCGCGGUCAGGCGGAUUACCAGCAAUGGGUCAAGGAUCUGACCAGCUACAUUCCGAGUAUGCCGUCGAUGCCAAAAAUACCCUCUAUGCCUUCAAUGCCGUCAAUGCCGUCGAUCCCAGGACUAGGAGGAAAGUCCAAAGGGGACAACCCUUCUCCUCCUCCAGCUGGAACUAAGCCCAAGGCCGCGAAAGCAUCAAAUCAGGCCCAACAACCAAAACCCCCGACAAAGCCUCAGGCGCCUUCCAAGCACCAAGCUGCUCCUCCUCCAAAACCACCUAGUCAGACGUCCAGGACACAAUCUCAACCAAGGGCAGAUGAAAAUGCGCCGAGGAAACCCCCCAAGAAGCUGGAGACCAGACCAACAGGAACCACGGCCCAGGCUGACCAGCCCCCGGCUCGAAGAAAGCCGCCCAAAUUGGAGACGCGAUCCAAGACGACCAAUGCAAAUGCAUGAAUUAGCAGCUCGGGCAGCGAGAAGAAGUCGACGUGAGCGCCGAGAACUGUGCCUUCACGAUAUCGCCCAGAAGCUUCGAGACGCGCCAUUUCACCAUCACCGCUGCGGCACCGAAUCCUCCGAAAAGUCAUGGCAGGGGCAACAAAUUGAAUAACGGGGUCGGUAAUGCGCAUAACAAAGCCAGCGACCAUCAGACCAACAAGUCCUACGGAUCGCGGAAACGUCGACGACUUUGUGACGAUGACGCCGAUGAUUCAUGAUUAGGCUCAAGACGAUUUUGAGCGGCCGGUCUAACUGGGCCUCGUGAGUGCGUACAGUUUCGCCCUUUUGGGGCGUCCGGCAUCGAGAUUGGAUCAGAUCUUUGAUGUGCGAUGGUGCUUUCACAUAUUAUGAACAUGGGCUCAAACCUUCCAAGGGUUUGUUCAUUCCGAGUCGAGAAGUCACUUGUUGUUCGACCACUAGUGGUAGAGCCCCCUGGCAGCCUCAAGUUAGAUACCUACGAGUA